Messenger RNA from Myotis lucifugus (little brown bat), 2173 nucleotides. RefSeq names its product serpin family E member 2 (gene SERPINE2). Lineage: Eukaryota; Metazoa; Chordata; Mammalia; Chiroptera; Vespertilionidae. Bases 206 to 1450 code for a protein of 414 amino acids. The transcript is spliced from 9 exons. Gene Ontology annotation, molecular function: serine-type endopeptidase inhibitor activity. Gene Ontology annotation, biological process: negative regulation of endopeptidase activity; negative regulation of plasminogen activation. The record is from RefSeq and is a predicted model, not a curated record.
GCGGCUCCUGGCUAGCGCUCCGGGGUGCACUGGCUGCUCCCGCUACUCGAAGUCUGCAGACGCCACCGCCUCUUCCUCCUCGGACCGUCCUCCUCGCCGCCGCCGCCACUCUCCGGCCUCCGAUCACCCGCCGCGCCGCCACCCGGCUUCGGCUCGCCCACUGGGGAUCCCGAACCAGGGGCGGUUGGCCUUGCCAGCAGGAACCAUGUCUUGGCAUUUCCCCCUCUUCCUCGUGGUCACAGUGACUUUGCCCUCCGUGUGCCUCCAGUUUAAUCCUCAGCCUCUGGAGGAACUAGGCUCUGACAUAGGGAUCCAAGUUUUCCACCAGAUUGUCAAGUCCCGGCCUCAGGACAACAUCGUCGUCUCCCCCCAUGGGAUCGCGUCUGUGCUGGGGAUGCUGCAGCUGGGAGCCGAUGGCCGAACCAAGGCGCAGCUCACCUCCGUGAUGCGAUACGGCGUGAAAGGAGCUGGUAAAACGUUAAAGAAGAUCAACAAGGCCAUCGUCUCCAAGAAGAAUAAAGAUAUUGUGACGGUGGCUAAUGCAAUGUUUGUGAAGAAUGGCUCUAAAAUCGAAGUGCCUUUCAUUACCAGGAACAAAGAUGUGUUUCAGUGCGAAGUCCGGAAUGUGAACUUUAAGGAUCCAGCCUCCGCCUGUGAUUCCAUCAAUGCGUGGGUUAAAAAUGAAACCAGGGCUGCCUCUGCCAAUCCUGAGUUUCUUACUUGUGUGUUCUGUGACCUCACAGGUAAGAUCGACAAUCUGCUCUCCCCUGACCUGAUCGACGGCACGCUCACCAGAAUGGUCCUGGUCAACGCCCUGUAUUUUAAGGGUUUGUGGAAAUCACGGUUUCGACCCGAGAACACAAAGAAACGUCCGUUUGUGGCAGCUGACGGGAAGUCCUACCAAGUGCCCAUGCUAGCCCAGCUCUCUCUGUUCCGGAGCGGGUCAGCAAGCACCCCCAAUGGCUUAUGGUACAACUUCAUUGAACUGCCCUACCACGGGGAGAGCAUCAGCAUGCUGAUUGCGCUGCCGAGCGAGAGCUCCACCCCACUCUCGGCCAUCAUCCCUCACAUCAGCACCAAGACCAUAGACAGCUGGACCAGCAUGAUGGUGCCCAAGAGGGUGCAGGUCGUCUUGCCCAAGUUCACAGCUACAGCAGAAAUGGAUCUGAAGGAGCCGCUGAAAGUUCUUGGUAUCACCGAGAUGUUUGACCCAUCAAAGGCAAAUUUUGCUAAAAUAACAAGGUCAGAAAACCUUCAUAUUUCUCACAUCUUGCAAAAAGCAAAAAUUGAAGUCAGUGAAGACGGAACCAAAGCUUCAGCAGUCACCACUGCGAUUCUAAUUGCAAGGUCAUCUCCUCCCUGGUUUAUAGUGGACAGACCUUUUCUAUUUUUCAUCCGACAUAAUCCUACAGGUGCCUUCUUAUUCAUGGGGCAGAUCAACAAACCCUGAAAGGUCCUACAGAAGAAGCCAUGCAAAGCAAACCCAACUUUGCUAUGAAGAGAAGACUCCUUGCCUACAUCUCUCAUAGUUCUGUUAAAUAUUUUUUUACAUUCCUUUCUUUUUCAAAACUAGUUCUUAGGAACAGAGACUCAAUGAUGUAAGCAUUUCUAUUCCAAGAUGUGUUACAGGCGGGAAAAGGGCAGGAUGGCUGGAACACUGUACUGAGCAAUGACUAGAGGGCUUCCAAAUGUUUAAAAGAGUCUUUAAACUACUGAGUGGUUACCUAGGUAACAACCCUCUUGAGUAUUUACUGUCCAGUUCAGGAUUUUUGUUUUGUUUUGUUUAAUGUAUGGCUUUGCAGAAGACAUUGAAUCAGUGUGAUGGGGGGAAAAGACAUUUUAUCGUAGCUUUUACAUUUUUAUGAAAAAAAAAUAUUAUUGGCCUUUUAAUUUUUUUUGGUCUCAUCCAAAGUCUUGAUAGUAAGCAUUAUUUGGGGGGUAGAAAUAGCGAAAUCUCUAGCUUCUUUGUGUUUUUGAUGUUGUUGUUGCUGUUGUUUUAUAUAAUGCACGUAUUCACUAAAAUAAAGUUUUAAAAACUAAUGUCUUGCUAGACAAGGUUUGCUGUUGUGCAGUGUGCCUGUCGCUACUGGUCUUCUGUACUCUUUGGAUUUGCAUUUUUGUAUUUUGUACAAAGUAAAAAUAAAGUGUUAUAAGUAGUAAAAAAAAAAAAAAA